CAGGUUUUCCCGCAAAGCAGCGAGGCACUGUUGACGUGGGUGACGUCAUAGAGGAGAUGUUUGCGGCAUCGACGGGUUCCCGACAGUGAAGUGGUUUAUUCCGAGCCGAAGCAGGAUGUUUGAAAACUUUCGGGAGAGGCUGCAGGUGGUGCAGCAGGAUCUGUCGUCGGGCUUCAAGACUCUUGGGGAAGCAUCGAGAGACGGCAAAGCGAGGAGGAGGUACAGGUUUGAAGAACGUCUUCCCCAUCUGAGGGCCGGUGUGGAGAUCUUAAGCAGGUACGAGAACAGCUGGUUUCUGCUGCAUAAAAGGAGCCAGGAAAAUGCUCAGGCUGCUGAGGCGGUUGAUGGGGACGUGGUGGUGCUCUCUGCUCACUGGGAGAAACGACGAGCCGCUCUGAUCCAGCUGCAGGAACAGCUGCACAGCUUGCCAGACUUCAUUAGCCAGUUUGACGCCAUCACCGCCAAAAUAGCUCAUUUGGAAGGUGACUUUGAGGAGAUGGAGAGCAGACUGGUCUACCUGGAGACCUUGUGUUGUCAGUGUGAACAGCAGACAGUCAAAAAUCAGCACAUCAACCAAAUGGAAAUCUACAAGAAAAAGAAAAGGAAGGAAGUGGAGUUACUUGAAGUGGAGCUGAACUUGGAGCAUGCUCAGAGAGUGGCAGAACUGGAGCGGGCCAUGCAGCAGAAACUCAGAGAACGUCAGAAGGUCUACGAAGAGGCCUUCCACCAAGACAUUGAAGAAUAUUUAUCCACUGGACACCUGCAGCAUACCGAGGCGGUAGGAGCAGAUGCAUGUGUUCUGGAGCAGAUGACAGUAGCUAACGUGUCGGACCAGGAGGCCUUGGACGACUUUCUCAAUUCCACCAGUGACACCAGUCCUGGGACAUCACCAACGUCUGCAGGGAUGACAUGUGGCCGCCUGAAGAAAACUGUCCGUUCUCAUAGGUCCAGACUUGAGAUCCAGUUGUUCUGACUCGCUGAACCAGGACUCCCCCACAAACCAGGACCGGUCCAAGGAAGCUGCUGUGUGGGAACAGGAAGAGGCGACCAGCGAGGAGAGUGAUGCACAGCUGGUGCAGUCAGACGAGGAGGACGUUCAACCGGACACCUCCCUCAUUGGUCUGAGAGACGUCUGUGCAGCCGGAGACUCUGAGGACAGUGAAGCUGAGGCUUCACCCCCCCACAGUGAACACUGACAUGGGAGAUCAGCAACGCAAAACAGUUGUUGUUGCUAGUUCCUUGUAACAGCUGAAGCAGCCGAUCCCUGUGAAGGAAAGAAAAUAAACAUCUGUCUUCCUAGUAUACCUGUUGCUCCCAACUGUAAUCCUUUACAGAUUACUGGUUACUGCUAUUUCAAAGUAAUCCCUGUUCUUACAACAUUACUGUCUCAGAGUUCUACCACAUCACAUGACUCCUGUGUUAUUUUUAUUUUAAUUCCUGCCAAAGCAAAACAUGAUCCAGACUGUCGAAUGUGCUGCAAAGACCUUCACGCCGUAGUGAAAGGGUUGAUUUGUUUUUGGUAAGAUGGAGGCAACAAAAGAUGAGGGGCAGAAUCCCACACUGUCCGUGAAAGCCUUACAUCUGGCAGAUGUUAAAGUGCUAUAUAAAUAAAGAUUGAUUGAUUGAUUUA
Messenger RNA from Oryzias latipes (Japanese medaka), 1630 nucleotides. Its product is annotated as dysbindin-A. NCBI's taxonomy places the organism in Eukaryota, Metazoa, Chordata, Actinopteri, Beloniformes, Adrianichthyidae. Gene Ontology annotation, cellular component: synaptic vesicle membrane; neuron projection; BLOC-1 complex. Gene Ontology annotation, biological process: negative regulation of protein kinase activity; platelet dense granule organization; neuron projection development. The record is from RefSeq and is a predicted model, not a curated record.